Molecule: messenger RNA, 825 nt
Organism: Arctia plantaginis
Lineage: Eukaryota; Metazoa; Arthropoda; Insecta; Lepidoptera; Erebidae
Source: the annotation of a GenBank genome assembly
AUGGCUAAAAGUACUUUUGAGUACGUAAAAAAUUUCGAAGUUGAUGACACUCUUUUACCCAACACCUGGAUUGUAGUAAGGUUAGAUGGAAAGUGUUUUCAUAAGUUUUCCGAUGAUCACAACUUCGCCAAACCCAACGAUAUAAGAGCUUUGAAACUAAUGAAUUAUGCUGCAUUUACAAUCCUUAGAGAGUUCAAUGAUGUGUUAAUGGCUUUUGGACAAAGUGAUGAAUACUCUUUUAUCUUUAAAAAACAGACCACACUACACAAACGUCGUUCUGCAAAGCUUUUGACAACUAUGACCAGCAAGUUUACUUCAUCUUACGUAUAUCACUGGGAAAAAUUCUUUGAAAAUGAUUUGUUAAAAUAUCCUCCAGCGUUUGAUGGUCGUGUGGUUUUAUAUCCCAGUGACGAAAACUUAAUAGAUUACAUGAAAUGGCGCCAAGCUGAUGUGCACAUUAAUAAUUUAUAUAAUACAUCAUUUUGGACACUAAUUCAAAAAGGAAAGCUUAGUCCAUCACAGGCUGAAAAACGUCUAUGUGGGACUGUAUCUGCAGAUAAAAAUGAAAUAUUAUUUCAAGAAUUUGGAAUAAAUUACAACAAUGAACCUGAAAUAUUCAAAAGAGGCACCUUACUAAUGAGACAGAAUAUGUUAUUCAAUAAUAAAGCUAAAAAUAUUAUAGUAGAUAUACAUGAUGAUAUGUUAAAAGACAAAUUCUGGAAGCAGCAUUCAAGUUUAUUAUCGUUAAAACAAAAGGAAAUUAAUUUGUAUAAUGGUCCAACUACAGAUAUAAUAAGUGAACAAACUAGUUUAAUUAUAGAAUAG